Messenger RNA from Notothenia coriiceps (black rockcod), 1747 nucleotides. RefSeq names its product cholinergic receptor, muscarinic 5a (gene chrm5a). Gene Ontology annotation, cellular component: synapse; plasma membrane; dendrite. Lineage: Eukaryota; Metazoa; Chordata; Actinopteri; Perciformes; Nototheniidae. The record is from RefSeq and is a predicted model, not a curated record. Gene Ontology annotation, molecular function: G protein-coupled acetylcholine receptor activity; G protein-coupled serotonin receptor activity. Bases 172 to 1728 code for a protein of 518 amino acids. The transcript is spliced from 2 exons. Gene Ontology annotation, biological process: G protein-coupled receptor signaling pathway, coupled to cyclic nucleotide second messenger; adenylate cyclase-inhibiting G protein-coupled acetylcholine receptor signaling pathway; chemical synaptic transmission.
GCAAAACAAAGGGAUUAACCGUGAACUUUACUCUCACCAGGAUACACAACCUGCGCUUAAACAGAAGACUGUGAAACUGAAAGUCUACUGAGAUCUUCUUGAAAAUGAAAAGUCCCAACACUCUUGUCAUGGUUGGAUGCAAAUAAACGGAAGAAGAAAAUAGGAGAUAGCAUGUCGAACUUAACUGGAAAUACCACAACGGAUAUUCACAUGGUCAAUCUCUGGGAGGUGAUUACCAUUGCCACCGUGUCGGCUAUAGUCAGCCUCAUCACCAUUGUAGGGAAUGUGCUGGUGAUGCUCUCCUUUAAGGUCAACAGCCAGCUAAAGACGGUGAAUAAUUACUACCUGCUGAGCCUGGCAGCUGCUGACCUCAUCAUAGGUGUUUUCUCCAUGAACCUGUAUACCUCGUAUAUACUGAUGGGCUACUGGGCCUUAGGGAACCUUGCUUGUGACCUGUGGUUGGCAUUGGACUAUGUAGCCAGUAAUGCCUCUGUCAUGAACCUGUUGGUAAUCAGUUUCGACAGAUAUUUUUCCAUCACCAGACCUCUGACCUACAGGGCCAAGAGGACUCCCAAACGAGCUGGCAUCAUGAUAGGUUUGGCGUGGAUGGUGUCACUUGUUCUGUGGGCCCCACCUAUUCUCUGCUGGCAGUACUUUGUCGGAAAAAGGAAUGUCGAUGAGAAGCAAUGCCAGAUCCAGUUUCUCUCCGAGCCUGUGAUAACCUUUGGGACAGCGAUUGCCGCCUUUUACAUUCCCGUGUCAGUCAUGACAAUUCUGUACUGUCGAAUCUACAAGGAGACUGAGAAAAGGACCAAAGAUCUGGCUGAGUUGCAGGGGGUUACUUAUCCCACCGAGCCUGGGGUCCCCCCGCCUCAGAAGACCAUUGUCAGAUCCUGUUUUAGCUGUAAAUUAAGGUCAACAUCGCAUGACAGGAAUCAAGCCUCUUGGUCUUCCUCCAGCAGAAGCCAUGCGGCCAAAUCAGCAGCCACCACCAAUGACGAGUGGUCCAAAGCUGGUCAGCUGACCACCUUCAACAGUUACGCUUCGUCAGAGGACGAGGACAGGCCAGUGUCACCAGGGGGAUUGCAACCCUCCUUCAGGAACCAGGCUUGUGAGACCCUCAAGAGCGGAGUGGGCAGCGAGAGCGAGCAGCUUAGUAGCUAUGAGGAGGAUUGCUACUUUCAGACUCCGCCCAAAAGCAACUCUCAGAAGAGCGGCAAGUGUGUGUCCUACAAAUUUAAGCCUGUGGCCAAAGACACUGACGUGGAGAACCACAUCAAAAAUGGAGACACCAAAAUGGCAUCAUCGACUUUCUCCUCGGCUGAGUCCAUGAGCGUUCCAUCCACCUCCUCGACGGCGAAGACCAUAGACGCCACACUGAAGAACCAGAUCACCAAGAGGAAGAGGAUGGUGCUGAUCAAGGAGAGGAAGGCAGCUCAGACUCUCAGCGCUAUCUUGUUGGCUUUCAUCCUAACAUGGACGCCAUAUAACAUCAUGGUGCUUAUUUCCACCUUCUGCAAAGACUGCAUUCCCCCCUCCCUCUGGCAUCUGGGCUACUGGCUGUGCUACGUCAACAGCACCGUCAAUCCCAUGUGCUACGCCCUUUGUAACAAGACUUUCCAAAAGACCUUCCGUAUGCUCUUACUUUGCCAGUGGAAGAAGAAAAGGAUUGAGGAGAAACUUUACUGGUAUGGACAAAACUCUGUGGUCAGCUCCAAACUGACAUGAACUAUUUUUUAUUCUAGGA